This is a messenger RNA of Micropterus dolomieu (smallmouth bass), 4386 nucleotides long. It is a transcript of the gene gpr179, whose product is annotated as G protein-coupled receptor 179. Gene Ontology annotation, biological process: G protein-coupled receptor signaling pathway. The record is from RefSeq and is a predicted model, not a curated record. The coding region runs from base 1 to 4386 and encodes 1461 amino acids. The transcript has 13 exons. Gene Ontology annotation, molecular function: G protein-coupled receptor activity. Gene Ontology annotation, cellular component: membrane. NCBI's taxonomy places the organism in Eukaryota, Metazoa, Chordata, Actinopteri, Centrarchiformes, Centrarchidae.
AUGGGUCCUGUAUGGCUUCUUCUUCUGCUCCCACUCCUCCUCAGAGCGCAGUUGACUCCAAACCUCACAUCAGGAGUCACGGUUGAGGCAGACAACAGGACAGACUCUUUAACAAACAACACAGGAACCUCAGACAACUCCACCAGCCCCUCCAUGACGCCAUCACAAGCUCCCACAGUGCAGGAAGAUGACUGGUCACCAGCAGAAACCUUCAUGUACACUGGAGACCCAACCACUCUGAAAAUGGCCCGCUGUUCACGGGCGUACAGCCCACCAGGGCAGACCGGCUCCCUGCCCUUCAGCUUCAGUGACUCCCUACGGCCAGCUCUGGGCGCAUUGGCCAACACGGCCAACUUCCUGAACAUGAUCUUCCAGGCCAGUGACCUGCGGGAGAGCACAGUGCAGGAGGAUAUGGAGUGGUACCAUGCCCUGGUGCGUGCCCUUCUGGAGGCCGACGUGCUCAUCCAGCGGGCCCUGUUCACCUUUGACGCUGACCCGGCUUCCCCGGUGCCACAGCUGGUUCUCAGUGCCUCACGAAACAUGACGGCCAAGGUACAGACCAUCAUCCUCCAGGACUUAUCCAAGGCCUGGGAGAGCCUACACCCGCCCGCCCCAGCCCCCGAUGACAGCUGGUUCAGAAGCUUUAAAUUCUCGGAGUCCACCCAGCUGACAUCAGCACUGUCCAAGCGGAUCCUCCUGAAUGACCUCAGCACCCUGGACACGCCAAAGUGGAGGUUUGGCGACAGCUAUGUGACCAAUCAUAGUGGGGUGCGCUGGGCCAGCGCCCCCUUCCUCGACUGUAAGGACGGAUGCUUUGUGCCUGGUUGGAUGCUCACCCUGUCCACGUCCUUCUACGGCCUCAAGCCUGACCUGACACCAGAGUUCAGAGGUGUGAUCCGUGUGGAUGUCAACAUCCAAGACAUCGACUUGGACCAGUGUGCAACAGGAGACGGCUGGUUUGCUGAUACUCACCAGUGUAACCGCACCACCAUGGAGUGCGUACCAAUUCCAGGCCGGGGUUUUCGACUGGGUCAGUACUGCUGCCGCUGCAAAGAAGGUUACUACAACCCUGAGAUAGCAAGUCAAGUCUCAGAUGCAGAUGGUCGCCCUGUGAACGGGACUGACGGUGGCGGCAUGUGUUACCCGAACAUGCCCAUCUGUCUCCCGUGCUGGACGGGCUGCAAGAGCUGUCAGGAUGGCACUCCCUGCUGGGUGCAGGAGGCCUGGCUUCUCAGGGGUGCCGUGCUGGCGGUCCAGGGCAUCUUCAUGCUCCUCAUCUUCGUCAGCAUGAUGGUGGCCUACAGGCAUCGUCGAAACCGGAGGAUCCGGGCAUCCGGCCUCCUCCUGCUGGAGACUAUCUUGUUCGGCUCUCUGCUCCUCUACUUCCCGGUCUUCAUCAUGUACUUCAAGCCGAGUACGUUCAGGUGUAUUCUGCUGCGCUGGGUUCGAAUGCUCGGCUUCUCCAUCGUCUACGGCACAGUCACACUGAAAAUGUACAGGGUGCUGAAGGUGUUCCUCUCACGCACGGCCCAGAGAGUGCCCUACAUGUCCAGCCUCCACCUGCUGAGGAUUCUGGGAGUGAUGCUGAUGACAGUCAGCUGGUUCCUGUGUGCGUGGACUGUGGGUGUCCUCCAAAACCGCGACAGGAACAUCCCAGUGUUCAUCACAAUGACCACAUCAGACGGGCAGGGGUUCAACCUGUGUUACCUGGACCGCUGGGACUACAUGAUGGCUGUGGCUGAGCUCCUGUUCCUGUGCUGGGGCAGCUCCCUGUGGACCGCCGUCAGGCCGGUCCCCUCAGCCUUCCAUGAACCUCGCUACAUGGGCAUUGCCAUCCACAACGAGCUGCUUCUCUCCACCAUGUUUCACCUGUUCCGGUUCACUUUUCCCUCUCUCCAUCCUGAUUGGAUGUUGCUGCUCUCCUUCACACACACCCAUGUGACCAUCACUGUGACACUCGCCCUGCUCUUUAUACCCAAGUUCCUUUAUGUGUCCAAGCCUGUGAGAGAGGAGAUUGCAGCAGAGGUGUAUGAAGAUGAAGUGGACCUUCGGCGCUCCGGCUCAUACCUCAACAGCAGUUUUCACUCUGCUUGGAGUGAGCACAGUGUGGACCCGGAUGACUUUCGGGAUGAACUGAAGAAGUUAUAUGCCCAGUUAGAAGUCCACAAGACCAAGAAGAUGACUGCAAACAACCCUCAUCUGUCAAAGAAACGAAGUUCUCGAUGUGCACUGGGGAGAUCCAUUAUUAGACGCAUUGCUGAGAUCCCAGAAACCAUGAGCCGGCAGUGCAGCCGCGAGGAGAAAGAUGGAUCCUUCCACAGUAGAAGCGUGAAUCUGUCUGAGUCUUUCAGGAGGGCCCCAGAUACAGUAUCUGUCAGUAUCAGUUACAGGAGUUCAGUGAGAACACCAUCUCCAUCCAUGCGCAAGUCUCAAAGCGAUCAUCACUAUGUCAGGGAAAGAGACUCUUCUUUACGUGACUCCAUGUUAAAGGCCAACGCUGUGAAGAGAUCAUCCCGGCGAUCUGAGACUGAUUCUUUGGAUAUUCCACCAGGGGUUUGUAAGUCAGCCAGUGCCCAAAAUCUGACAAUCGAUACCAAUCUCCUGCAUCCUGAUCAUACCAAGCUCCAUAAGUCCUGGAGUCUAACCUCAACUACCGCCCAUUCUAUGGAGAACAUAGCUAAGGUUAACAGAGCCAGCACAGUGCUGACAAGGUCCAGGCAGAGCAUAUCCAUUAGUGAUCAGACCAGGAGUGCUCUCAAGUCAGAGUCAUUUGACAAGGCUGAGGUCUGUCCUUGGGAUGUGGAGCAAGAACAAUCAGGGGACAAGAACCAGAAGCAUGUCACCUACGCAAAUUCUGAGAAUUGUGAGCAAAAAAGGGCAAUAUCUCCCGAGGCACUUAUCUGUCCCUGGGACCAUUUACCACCUGUAGACAAGAAUCCUUCAGAGGACAAGGGAACAAAAGGUGAAACUGAGUCCCCAAAACCACAGCUCACUGUGUCUGCAAGUGCACCAGGCACUCCAAGACCAAAGGUCACAAAAGAUCAACGCAUCUUUUCCUUCCGCACCACUACCACUAAGUGGCUCUCUGUGAAAUCCAUUAUGGGAUCCAUGGAUGCAGGAAGCAAGGAGGGAAGUUUACAUAAAGAGGAUUCUGUCUCACAAAAAAGUCAGGAAAGUGCUUCCACAACACCAAGAUCAGGGACAUCUAGCAGACGUCCAAGCAUAGAAAAGAGGUCACUGCAGAAAAGAAGUAUGACAACGGAUGGAAAACCAUGCCUUGUGAAGCAGAAUGCCAUCAGACUGUCCUCUGGGGAUUCUACAGACAGAAGCCCAAGAAGGCUUGUUAUUGUCAAAUCUGCAGUCUACCCUUGGGACAUGGAGGAUAUGCAAAAAGAUGGCACCUAUGAAAAUGUGUUCUUAUCAAGGCAGAAUAGCAAACGUAGUAGUAUAAGUUCUUGGGAAACUGCCAGCAGCUGUAGAACUCCUUCGACCCGCAGAAGAGGUAGUUAUCGAAGAACACCAACCCGUAAUGUUUCCUAUGCAGAUGUGUGUCCAUGGGAUGGAACUGGUACUUCUGGUACUUUCCAGGAAGAAGAGGGAUCAAAGAAGCAGCAGAGCAUUAAAGCAGACGUCUGCCCUUGGGAAUCGCAGACUGAAGGAAAAGACGGCACAAGAGUAAACAUAUGUCCCUGGGAAACUGAGCCCCCUGAAAAAUCCGCAGCUACCAAGAUGGGUUCACAAGGACUGGAAAGACUGGCAGAUGUUUGUCCAUGGGAUAGUAGUGAACCAGAAUCAGGAAAAUCAGAGAUCCCCAAAACAUCAGAGAGUCAUAUAAGGCAAGACACAGCUCGUGCAGAUGUUUGUCCAUGGGAGACAGAAGCACCAAAGGUUCUGAAAAAGCAAGAUAGUGCUCUGGCAGAUGUUUGUCCAUGGGAGACAGAAGAACCCAAAGUUCUCAAAAAACAAGAUAGCGCUCUGGCAGAUGUUUGUCCAUGGGAGACAGAAGAACCAGGAGUUGUCAAAAAGCAAGACAGCACUGGAGCAGACAUUUGUCCAUGGGACUCUAAGGAUCCACAAACUUCAACCCAAAGCCAAGCUGAUAUUCCCAACACUGACAAAGAUGAAGUCAUAGAGAACCAGGAGCCACUUAAUGUAGAAGAUACUCCAGCAGAUAUCUGCACAGAGCAGAUGGAGUCCAAAGAAAACCUAGCCCUGGGCCGCCGUGAUGCUUUGUGUCCCUGGGAGAUGGUAAGGAGCAGAUCUGGCUCAUUCACAGACAAUGCCUCUGACAUUUUUACAUGGGAGCCUGAGAAUAUUCCUGAGGAAGAUGAAGAGGACGAUGCAGAAUGUGCUGCUGAGGCUCUUGUAUUCCCACCUGACUUGUGA